AUGUAUAUGAUGAGAGCAAAUAAUUUCUCCAUUAAUACUUUAAUAUAUGCGCUAAUAGUAUUAUCAUUUGUAGCAGUACCUGCCAAAUCACAAGCAAUUUAUUGGAACCAGACUACAUUGUCAUCUAACACUAAUAAUGGUAAUAAUUUAAUUGUUUUAACUUCUACUUUAACAUCUGAAGAUAUUGAAACUGUUGUCACUUAUACCGCUAGUCUUUCAACUACAACUGUUACAGUUGGAGGAGUAAUUACUCAAUAUACUACAUGGUGUCCAUUGACUAUGCUUUCUUUCUCUGUCUCUCAAACUAAGGAUUUUUCAUAUUCUGGCUACUUAAAAUCUUCAAAUGAUAUAAUUUCAUCAUAUAUUAAAAGUACUAGUUCUAAAGCACAUUCUAAGUCUGUUGAUGUCGCUAUAGCUUCAUCCACAAUCUCUUUUGAUUUUAACUCUGAUAGAUAUCCCAGCUCCUCUAUUUUUAGCCAAGAUUCUGAUAGUUCCUUUAGUAUCACUCCAUCAACUAUCACUUUGCCUUACUCUGAAAUGGUAAAUGUUCAUGCUAGUAAUAAUAGUAGCAUAUUUUCAAGAACUAUCAAUUAUAGUUCAUCUUUAUUUUUGCAGACAAAGCUAACUACCAGCGCAACUAUAUCUAAGCUUUCUAUGAGUGAUAAUAUCACAACUACAUCCAAGUUAAUAUCUCAUAAGAGUUCAGUUCCAUCAAGGGUAUCAAUUUCCUCUUCUAUUUUUACAAGUCUUACUUCCUCAUAUACUUCUUUUGUAAUUACAACUUCCUCAAAUGGCAAUAUAACAUCAACUCAAUCCAGACUACCAUUAACUUCUUCGCUAUUAUCAUAUUCACGAAGAAUAUCUAUUUCUACUAACUAUUCAAUAUCAACUAUAUCCACAAUUUCAAACGGAAUUGUUACUCUGUAUACUACUUGGUGUCCAUUAAUAGGAGCUCCUCAUGAAAAUAUUCAAAACUUUAAAAAUACUAUUUCAUCACCCUUAUCAAAUAUUAUUACAACAACAACUUAUCCAGAAACCUCAGUUAAGUUAUCACCUGGUGUUAAAACUACCUUUAUAAUUGGAUCAUCAUUUUCUCAACACACCAGGUCAAAAACAAAUACAGCAUCUGUUUCUGCAGAAUUGUCUUUUGCAUCAUCAGCAUCUUCAUCUUUCUCAUGUUCUGACAAAGGAAAAUCCUUCACUUUUAAUACUAGAAUUGUAACUACAUACUUACAUUCUACUUUCACUACUACUGAAAAAGGUUCGGUUACUGUUGUUACAACUUGGUAUCCUGUCAUAUCGACAAAAAUCAUUUCUAUUGAGUCAUGCUCUAAAGAUCAAUGCAGAGUCUCUUCUUCUCAUUCUACUAACUUAGUAUUACCUACACAAAAUACAUACCCCUCUACCAUUACAGUUACUUCUACUAGGAAAAUGGCAUCCAUAGUUGAUAUUCCUGAAAUUAGAGUAAGGUCUUCUACCAUAACCAUAGAUAAACAACAUACUACAAUAAUUUUGAUAGAAUCAUGUCCAUAUGGAGAAUGUAGUAUAACUAGAACUUUUACAACUUCCACUCCUUCGAUCACUUCCACUACUCUCAUUUCUAGAUGUUCUAAUGAGAUAUGCACUGUUAAGAGUUCUGAUAUACAAGUUUCUUCUUUUAAAUUAUCAAGUCCUUUAAAAAUUAAAAGGAGCUCAUGUUUGAGUGGUAUGUGUGCAAUGUCUGUUACUAAUAGAAGAAAAGAAUCAAUUACAUUGCCCUCUAAAUAUACUGUUAAUACUAUUGUACCAGUUAACUCAUGUAAGGAUGAUGUCUGCAUUCUAUCUGUAAGAUCGUUUUCCCCCACAAGUAGCCCUAAGUCUAUUACACUCUCCAUGUUAACAGAAAUAAAUAAAGUUACUUCCACUUCAGUCACAUUUAUUACUAUCGAAUCAUGUACUGACAGUAAAUGCUCAAUUACUUCUUCCGCAUCUUUACCUAUCCAUACUACCAUGGUCUCACAAGGUAGUUCAAUAAUAUCAAGUAAAAUCAUCUCUUCCAUAAUUACAGUUACUGCAACAUUCCAUGGAAUAGUAACUCAGUAUACUACUUGGUGCCCAUUAUUAGUCACUUGUAAAGACAGUCGAUGUGAAUUAGCUACUAGUACGAGCGGUUUUGUGAAAACGGUUUCCUCUCCAGUCUCAGUCUCUAAUAAAUAUACCACAUCCACUGUUAUCAAUGAUUUGCAUACUAAUACAGAAGUUAUCUCUAGUUUUCUUAACGGUGUUUCCACUUCAAAUACUAAUUCAAUCAUUCUAUCAACGACUUCUGAGAAAAUUAUAGUAUCACCUACUGCUAAUGGUUCAAAGUUUGUAGAAUCAUCUUUAUCGAAGAUUAUUACUAGUGAUACUGAAACAAAUCAAGAAGAUAAACGAAGUUCAGAGAUAUAUACAGGAUUGCAAUGUACAACUGUUCCAGAAUCUACUUCUGGUAGUUUCAUUUGUACUAGGUGCUCUACUAGUUUCAAUUCAGUUCGUUUGAUACCAAUCAAAUCAGCGAAUUCAGAAACUUCAAUAGAUAGCAACACUGUAAUAACAACUAUAAUUUCAAGCCAUGAAACUACUAGUACUAUUACAUCAAACAGUUAUAAUACUGAAGUUUUAAGUUCAACAUUCAUAAAAAACACAUAUUCCAUAGAGACUAUUGCUUCAUCACUUUCAGACUCUGUUAUGAAGCCAUGCAGUGAUACUAACGUUUGUCAUAGAGUUACAAGCAAUCUAGUUACAAGCAGCAUUUCCUCUUCACCACAUACCAUUUCAUAUAACCUAACGCCUUUGAUUACUACAUAUAUAGGAUCUGCGAAAAGAAUUCAUAUAUUUGGUGACAGUAUAAUAUGUUUAUUAUUAUUAUUAAUUAUGUGA
Arxiozyma heterogenica is the source of this 2898-nucleotide messenger RNA. It is a transcript of the gene FIG2, whose product is annotated as Fig2p. The coding region runs from base 1 to 2898 and encodes 965 amino acids. Lineage: Eukaryota; Fungi; Ascomycota; Saccharomycetes; Saccharomycetales; Saccharomycetaceae. The transcript has a single exon. The record is from RefSeq and is a predicted model, not a curated record.